UUGCGACGGUUUUCGCGUACUCGUCACAUGUGUUUUGAAAACGCGACCUGCACUGUAGUGUGGAUGUUAUAGCCUCUAUUGAAGUGAUUUUAGUAACGUUUGAACAAUUAUGUCGUUUGUGGAGGACGCAGUAUUAGACAGUGGAGUGGACUCGCGCUCGCGGUUGGAAACCUAUGUGUUCAGUUGUGAGUUGUCUUCUGAAGUUCCAUUUUACACAUUUCAAGCAGAUGAAGAUGACGAUGUGGAACAUUUUCUCGAGCUUCGAAUGAUUUGUCUGGGUGACGGUGCCAAAGAGGAGAAUAAUGUUGUGGAAGUGACCGCUAUGAAUCACCAAGGAAAGAAAAUAUCAGUGCCUGUAGCUAAUCUCAACAUUUCCUGCCUGCCUAUGGUAAGCCUCGGGGAGUUUGAGUUGAUGGCUCCUGUCACACUACGCCUUAAAUCUGGAACUGGACCAGUGACCGUCAGUGGGUUACAUUUAGUUGCCACAGAGAAUGAAGGGUCUGAAUUAUCAGAUGAAGAUGAUGACGAGGAUGAUGUCAGUGAGGAGGAAAUGCCUUCAGUCAAACCAGCCAAGAAAAAGCAGAAAGCUUAAUUAGAGAUGCUUACACCAGACCUUUAUAUGUUUUAUACAGUAUUACUAGACUUAAUGUUCUACUACGAGACGUGACGGAGUUGUGUAGAAUUUAAUGGAAUUUUGUACUUGCAGAUGUGGUUGCAAAUGUUAAAUAGAAAGGUUAAAGCCUCCAUACAACCAGCUCCAUGAACAUUCAUGUUGAAAAUGUUUUAAUAGUUAAUACUGUUUCUUGUGUAUGUAAGUAACUGCCAACACCAAACUUCAGAUUCACUCUCAGUUCAGGAACUGAGAAUUCACACAGUCCUGUUCCCACUGAGCCACUUCAUGCUGGGUUGAUUCCAGAUGUACAAUCCUUGUAACAUACUGUAAAAUUAUAUUGAGUGACAGGGUUUUUAUAUCCUAGUCCCUUUUUUAAGGACUGAUAGAGUGAAGUUUUGCAUGGUGCAUUUUAUGUCGAGAUCAGUCUAGAAGGACUUGCCAUGGUUGCCGUUUUUGUAUUUUUACAGAUUUAUUUACAGAUUCUGUAAAUAAAAUUUGUUGUUUUAGUAG
Molecule: messenger RNA, 1123 nt
Organism: Sinocyclocheilus rhinocerous
Lineage: Eukaryota; Metazoa; Chordata; Actinopteri; Cypriniformes; Cyprinidae
Product: nucleoplasmin-like protein NO29
Exons: 5
Coding region: 110-592 (160 amino acids)
Biological process (GO): chromatin remodeling
Cellular component (GO): nucleoplasm; cytoplasm; nucleolus
Molecular function (GO): RNA binding; histone binding; chromatin binding
Source: RefSeq, a predicted model, not a curated record